This is a messenger RNA of Didymodactylos carnosus, 537 nucleotides long. Lineage: Eukaryota; Metazoa; Rotifera; Eurotatoria; Philodinida; Philodinidae. The record is from the annotation of a GenBank genome assembly.
AUGCAUCAUCAAGAAGGAAAACAACAAGAUGCACCACCCGUUUAUACGAUAAGUCAAACAUCGUCCACUCAUGAUGACAGUUGGAAAAGUCAAUUUCCAGUUUAUCCUGUACUCAUUGUGGCUAUUAUUCAAUUAAUAUUUACAAUUUUAAUAUUUUUCUUAGAAAUUGGCAGUCUUUCCGCAUCGUCCAAUUCAAUAUUCAAACCAACUGGAUGUGGAAUAUGGUGUUCAGCAAUUUUUUUAUUAGCCAUUAUAAUGACGUUUAUUAUGGUAUUACGAAAAGAUCGAUCACGUCAAUGGUCAACUUAUGUCUUAUUUGCUCAAAUUCUUCUCAUUGUAUUUUGUUUGAUUAUAAUCGGUAUAGAUGGUAAUUUCGUUCAAACAUGGAAUGGUUUAUACAAUUUGUCUGGUUUUGUAAAUAAAUAUCGAAUUAUUCAAGCACAAUUAGCAUUUGCCAUUCUAAUGAUAAAACAAAAACCAGUUGAAAUGAAUAAAGUUAUAUCACAGUUUUACGUAAUUGGAAUAUUAACGCGUUAG